This is a messenger RNA of Oryzias latipes (Japanese medaka), 2210 nucleotides long. It is a transcript of the gene yipf4, whose product is annotated as Yip1 domain family, member 4. Lineage: Eukaryota; Metazoa; Chordata; Actinopteri; Beloniformes; Adrianichthyidae. The record is from RefSeq and is a predicted model, not a curated record. Gene Ontology annotation, biological process: vesicle fusion with Golgi apparatus; endoplasmic reticulum to Golgi vesicle-mediated transport. Gene Ontology annotation, cellular component: membrane; trans-Golgi network.
UAUGACGUGUAUCGUUUUUCCAGCGCAGAAGUGUCUGUCGGAUGAAACCAAAACAAGAUGCGGUGAAGACGCUGCGGUGAUUGACAGCCCUCCGUUGACGCGUCUCGGCCUGUCUUGCAUUUAAAUGUCGUUCUUUAAAGGCCAGUGACCGUGACAAAAAUGACAAUGCAGUUUUCUCCAAACAACGGAGACUUUACGUUCGUGUCCUCCUCGGAGGCUCAAGCCUUAAAUUCUACAGAACUGAGCGGGACCAUCAGUACUCCAGAUGUCAAACUGAACAUGGGGGCUGACGGCGGGAGGGACCCGUACGCCACCACCUUCCUGAGGCAGCGGGGCUACGGUUGGCUGCUGGAGGUGGAUGACGAUGACAAUGAAGAGUCCAAGCCUCUUCUGGAAGAACUGGACAUCGACGUCAAGGACAUUUACUACAAAAUUCGCUGUGUGCUGAUGCCAAUGCCAUCGCUGGGCUUCAACCGGCAGGUGGUGCGAGACAACCCGGACUUCUGGGGCCCCCUAGCUGUGGUGCUGUUCUUUUCCAUGAUCUCUAUCUACGGACAGUUUAGGGUUGUGUCUUGGAUUCUCACUAUCUGGAUUUUUGGGUCUCUGACGAUCUUCCUGCUGGCUCGUGUUCUUGGUGGUGAGGUCUCAUACGGGCAGGUUCUGGGAGUGAUUGGGUACUCCCUUCUUCCACUCAUCGUCAUCGCGCCGCUGCUCUUAGUGAUCGGAAGGUUCGAUGUGGUUUCUACUUUAGUCAAGCUGUUCGGCGUUUUCUGGGCCGCGUACAGCGCCGCCUCGCUGCUAGUUGGAGAUGAAUUCAAAACGAAGAAGCCCCUCCUCAUUUACCCCAUUUUCCUUUUGUAUAUCUACUUCCUGUCCUUGUACACUGGCGUCUAAGGGGACAAACUCAUUCAUGGACUGUAAGCCCGGUGCAGGGAGCAGAAAGUUGGGCAGCGUCGACGGAAAGUUUUUAAAAAGAUGUUUAUUUCUUUUUCUUUUUAACUCUCUUCAGCCGUAGGGAUUUGGGAUAUAUAUACAUAAACAUAUAUAUAUAUAAAUAUCAUUGUAAAUAGUUUUUUCCCUCUUGUCUCUGGUCAAUAAAACACAUCAUCUUCUGCAGCUAAAAGCUUGUGAUGCAGAUGUCUCAGCAGUGGGACCCUCUCCUCUCGACUGUCUGCUGCCUCUGAAGCUGGACUUGAUGUAGAGCUGCACACUCAAACCGCACACUGUGGUGCCAAACGUCUGUGUCGGUGUGUGCGUUCACGCCCGCAGUUCUGGGCUGUCCCUUACUGUAAUGUCCACACAUGCCCUCCACCUGCCGAUGGAUGGAGCCGCGGAAUGAGGCAGUGGUUGAACCACUGUCUGCAGAAUGUGGUGCCUUGUUCUCCCUCUUGACGUCUUGUUUGUCUGCUCUUUGAUUCAGAAGAGUUUUCAGUAACUAGAUAGCUGCCAUUAAUCUGAGGAGUUUCUGCUAGUUCAUGGCUUCUGUCUCCAGUCAGCACAUCUGAUGACAUUCUUACAUUAAACAUUACUUUGCAUUAUAAUGUUCCAUAUCUUUAAACACUCGGUUCCAUUUAUAAACCUAAGUAUAAGUUUCCCUAAAUGCUUAAUUGAAGAAAUAAGAAAAUGAUGGGACUCUUUAAAGCGUUAACCUGUUCCUCCCGUGUUCAGUAUUCUUAACGAAAAGUGGUCUUAACCAAACGGCACUCAAAAAAUCAGUUUUUCCUAUUUUCCUUUAAAAAAAAACAGUUCUGCACUGGUGUCACUUUUCCUUUUUGUUCAGGGUUUCUGAGCCAGAGAAAGGAGACAAGCAAAAAAAGAAUUGCGUAAACAUGACUUGUCAAAGCCUUCUGACGUUGAAACUAUGUGGUUUAAAGGGUAAAAUUUCUGUUUGACAGUAUCAGCAGCUGUUUAAUAUCUGAACAGAAACUAUGGAAGACCUGCAGUUCCCACCGGUCACAACAUAGGUUUUCACAGUUUGGGGAUUUUUUUUACAGAUAUAAGUCACCUAUUAUGUAAAAAACAUGUAUUUGCAUAAUGAUUCUGUUGCAGGAGAAGUCUCAUCUGAUGAAAGGCUUUCUUAAAACAAAUUAUUAAACAAUUUAAGGUACAUACACCUUAUAAAACCUACUUUCUGUAUCAAAUUCAUUUUUACACUUAAUUACUGGAGAAUUUUGGUCUUCAAAUCUGCAAUAAAAGAUCAAUUUAUUCAC